Chiloscyllium plagiosum (whitespotted bambooshark) is the source of this 2342-nucleotide messenger RNA. Its product is annotated as E3 ubiquitin-protein ligase NEURL3-like. Lineage: Eukaryota; Metazoa; Chordata; Chondrichthyes; Orectolobiformes; Hemiscylliidae. Gene Ontology annotation, molecular function: ubiquitin protein ligase activity. The record is from RefSeq and is a predicted model, not a curated record.
CGCGUCAGGGAGCGCCGCGUUAUAAUUCAGCUUUGAGGCAGCAGCUCAGGUAGGGAGCGAGGGAGAGACUGGCCAAAGGGAAGCAUCUCAAUGCCGCUCAACAUGGGGAUCAGCUGCAUCAAACACAAUCCCAGAGAAUAUGAACAAAGAAAUAAGCCACGGUCUGCUUGUGGAAAAAAGCCAAAUCAUCUUCAGACCCAAGCUCCCUCACUCAGUCCCCUUUUCUUCCAUCCGUACACCAAAGGGUCACAAAUAAAGAUGGACUCGUCCCAUCACUGUGCAUGGAGGAAGUCAGGCUUCUGUAAUGGGAUCACCUUUACCAACCGUCCAGUUCUCAUCCAGGAGAAAGUGAGGUUGAAGAUCACAAAGACAGAGGAGUCGUGGCAAGGAGGAAUGCGACUAGGCUGCACAAUUUUCGACCCCUCCCUGAUGCACCCCGAUGCCCUUCCCAAGUUUGUGUGCCCAGAUCUGGAGGAAGCGCAUGGCUUCUGGGUCAGUGCAUUACCCCAGCAGUGCAUUCAUGAGGGAAGUGUCAUCUCAUUCUGGGUGAACAGCCAAGGACACUUCCUGUACUGUGUAAACGAAGGAAGGGAAUAUCUCCUCAUGAAAGGAUUGCUGGUGUCUUGGCCAUUGUGGGUCAUCAUCGAUGUAUAUGGAACAACACGAGAAGUCCAGCUUCUAGAUCCCUCCAUGACUUGUGUCUCCCAGAACAAAUCAGCACCGCAGCCGUCCCUCCCUGUUCGAGUGAACAAACCCCAAACAUCUAGUUCUUAUACGUCAGCUUCUUGUACAACACCACCCAAAGAUACUUCUGGUUCCAGUUCUUCUGUUCCUAAAGUAUCAUCAACUGCUUCACCCCAGGGUCCUGCAUCUGUGGAUGAAGAAUGUAUUGUUUGCUGUUCUUGCCAGGUUGACUCAGUGUUAUACAGAUGUGGACACAUGUGCGUGUGCUACAGCUGUGGCCAGAAGCUCCUCAGCAAGAAUUCUAAAUGCCCAAUCUGCAGGCAACCCAUCAAAGAGAUCAUCAAAACUUACCGCAGUUAAUACCUGCAGGUUAACAUAUGAACUGACUUGGUCUGAGCUUUUGAGUGACAUUUCUUUCAGUGUCAGCAGCUUGGCUCACUAUCUUAUGAAUCAUCUGUUCUGCAGCACUUGACAUGGUGACCACGAGGUAGUUAAUCCAGUGGGAAAUGCAGGGGGAGUAUUGAAAUGCCGAACAGGCAAGAGAAGGCUGACAUGGGGUUGACAAGGUUAUGAAGAAAUGGACGUGCAGUUUGUGUAGGAGAACAAGAUGCUAUUAAAGGCACUAAUGAAAGAAAGUCAAGUUAGGAUGGGCAGCAGCGGAAAAAGUUCCACAAUGUGACUCCAGUUAGAGAAGUAAGUUUUGAACCAGAAAGCGGAAGUAGCCCCAGUUGUUGAAGGCAAACAGCUAAAAAUGGGAAUGAGGUUCCAAACAAAGAAAAUUGGAGGGGCUUUUUAGUGAGUCAACUGGGAGAGGUGAAGCAUAAUUGAAGGACACACACAAUAACAAUCUACAAACCUCUUGGGUCAAUAUUAUCUAAGCUUUUGGAUAUUACCUAUUCAUUGUCCAUAGAUCCCCACUCCUUCAGAAAUGGCAUGUCAGCCUCUAUCCAAUGAUUAAGCAGCUGACGUGGGAUAAGUUUAACAAAAAAAACAACCACCUCGACCUUUUUUGGAUUUGCAAAACAAUUUUCUUAUUUCUUUACCUCGGAAACGUCAGGGUGUAUGGGGUAGAUUCCUGGGAUUCACACUGUCAUCCUGUGAGAGAUAAACCUGAAUGAUAGGCAGACAUCACUCUGACACUCACUUUAACAUGUUGGUUCUGUGCUGCAGAUUUAUAUUGUGCUCUUGUCAUUGAUUCAGUGAAAUGAAAUGUUAAUGUUUGAUCAGAGCCUAACAAUCAGAAUGAAGGCCUUGUGCUUAUGUAGAUGUUACCAUGUCCAGCUGUGUCAGCUUCUGGGACCUCUGAGCUCCCUCCAACAUUUCUCAUUUUCCUGAUUUUAAUUGCCGCACAAUUAAUGAAUGUUGCUUGUUACCUAGGCUCUAACUUUUCUAAGUCCCCUCCUUAAACCUGUCCCUUUUAAGGCCCUCCUUAACUCUAUUCCCUUGGCCAAUCUUUCUUUCCUGUUUUCCGUUAGCUCCUUAAGUAUCUCAAUGUCCCAACAAUGAUCCUAUGAAAUGCUUUGCCCAAUUUUCCUGUGUUAUAAGAGCUGUUUAUAAGUGCAAAUUCCUGUGUUAGGAUGUUUCAACUUGUACAUUUUUUGUAAUGAUUGAACUCAUGGUUUUAUAAUGUACAUAAAUGAUUUAUAUUUUUUAUAAAA